Myotis brandtii (Brandt's bat) is the source of this 444-nucleotide messenger RNA. Its product is annotated as copine-5-like. The record is from RefSeq and is a predicted model, not a curated record. Gene Ontology annotation, cellular component: plasma membrane. Gene Ontology annotation, molecular function: calcium-dependent phospholipid binding. Bases 16 to 444 code for a protein of 142 amino acids. Gene Ontology annotation, biological process: cellular response to calcium ion. The transcript has 8 exons. Lineage: Eukaryota; Metazoa; Chordata; Mammalia; Chiroptera; Vespertilionidae.
UGUUGAGAGACAGAGAUGCGGAACCUUUUGGACAAAGACAUGUUUUCCAAGUCUGACCCACUGUGCGUCAUGUAUACUCAAGGGAUGGAGAACAAGCAGUGGAGGGAGUACGGACGCACCGAGGUCAUCGACAACACUCUCAACCCCGACUUCGUGCGCAAAUUCAUUGUGGAUUACUUCUUCGAGGAGAAGCAGAACCUCCGUUUCGACCUAUACGACGUUGACUCGAAGAGCCCUGACUUAUCCAAACACGAUUUCCUGGGCCAGGCCUUCUGCACCCUCGGAGAGAUUGUGGGGUCCCCCGGGAGCCGCCUGGAGAAGCCCCUCACGAUAGGAGCGUUUAGCCUGAACUCCAGGACGGGCAAACCCAUGCCGGCUGUGUCCAGCGGAAGUGGUCUUUGGAUGGAAAGUUUGAGAACCACUGGCCUGGAAGCCUCUGGGUGA